ACUAGUGAGUGGACUGGACGCAGUGGACGGUGAACCUCAUGGACGCCGCGAUGUGAGGAUGCUGGCACGGCUGGUUGUGGAUAUUACUGUCUCAAUUGACGCCUUGCUUUUGAUACUUGGGCGUCUCGCUCUCCUGGCGGGUUUGGAUGGAGGUCUGGACAACAUGUCAAAUAGAACUGGUGCUCUUUCUGUCUGUAUCGAUAGUCUAUAGAUUCUCGGAACAUCGAGCUCCAGGCCGAGUUCUUAACGCAUUUAAAGCUUCGGCACGAUGGUUCUGCG
Molecule: messenger RNA, 279 nt
Organism: Hyaloscypha bicolor E
Lineage: Eukaryota; Fungi; Ascomycota; Leotiomycetes; Helotiales; Hyaloscyphaceae
Exons: 1
Coding region: 59-211 (50 amino acids)
Source: RefSeq, a predicted model, not a curated record